Molecule: messenger RNA, 1065 nt
Organism: Adineta steineri
Lineage: Eukaryota; Metazoa; Rotifera; Eurotatoria; Adinetida; Adinetidae
Source: the annotation of a GenBank genome assembly
AUGGCAUUGAUUAGUUCAAAACAAAAAACCAGUAUUUUUCGUUUGGUAUUAAUAUUUAUUAUUAUCAUUUCAAUUAUUUUAUUUUUUGCAUACUACAUCGUUACUUAUCAUAAACCAUCGAUUUUGUCUGGAUAUAAAAAACCAUUGGAACUUCCCGGAUAUCCUAAUUUUUCUGUAAAUUGGAAUAAUAAUCCACGUGGUGUUAUUGUUACACUUAUUCGUAGUACGAACCGAUCAAUCGCUCGGGUUAUUAAUAUGAUUCAUUCUGUGAUUUUAUUUCAUUCAACGAAUGAUAAUUUUCAAUAUCCAUUUCUUUUAUUUCAUGACAACAAUUUUACUUUAGCUUUACGUCAACAAAUUUUAUCAUGUGUACGUUAUAAUAAUAAAACAAUACAAAUUUCAUUUGUUCUUCUUAAUUUCGAAACAAAUGUUCAACAAUCGAAUAAAUUCUCUAAAAGUCACCCAUCUGGUUAUCGUUUAAUGUGUCGAUUCUGGUCAUAUGAUGUUUUUUAUCAUCCAGCAAUUGUUUAUGGAAAUUAUGAUUAUAUAAUGAGAAUGGAUGAUGACUCAUAUUUCAUAGAUAAAACUAAUAUCGAUCUUUUUCAAUAUAUAGAUCGUGAAAAAUUAGAUUAUGCUUAUCGAUCAUGGUAUAGAGAAGAUAAUAAUGCAUUAUUUAUUAUUGAAAAAACAUUUUUAAAUAGAACAUUCCCGAGAGUCAAUUGUAUUUAUAAUAAUUUUUUUAUUAUUCGAUUACAAUGGUUUUAUAGAUCGGAAGGAAUACAACGAUAUUUACAUGAAUUUAUUCGAGACGAUUUUAUACUUCGAGAAUAUGUGGGUGAUGGAUGUAUUCAUGCAGCGAUGCUUGAAAUUGAUCAACGAGUAAGAGUAAAACAUUUAACACAAAUUUCUUAUGGUCAUAAUUAUCAUAUAAUGUUACCCAAUCAACAAAGUUAUUUCUUUAAUUAUGUCAAAGAAUUUGAGCAAAGAAUACUAAAUUCAUGUCAUCAAUUAAUAGUUAUUUAUGGUAGAAAGGCUGAAGUAAAACAAGUUACAAUCAAAGAAUAA